AUGUCCGAAUAUCCAAAUCCGCAAGCCCAUGCCCGCGAGCAAGAUCUCGCCGGGAGAGUUGCGAUCAUCACAGGCGCGAGUCGAGGCAUCGGUUAUGCGAUUGCGCUUCACCUUGCUAGGCGGGGUGCCGGCAUUUUGGCGACCUCCACAGGCGCCAGCACGCAUAUCGACAAGCUGCGGGACGAGGUCAGCUCUGCCUAUUCACGCUCCGAUACGCAGCGUCCGAAAGUGGUGCAUCUUGUUCUCUCCCUGACGGAUCUUGAAGCACACCGCAAGAUCGCAAAUGCAGUUCAGAGCGAAUUUGACGGCUACACAGACAUAUUCAUCAACAAUGCCGCAGUGGCUGACCGCACAUACCCUGCUGAGCUCGAGGAAGAGACAUUAGACAGAAUUCUGCUAUGUAACAUCCGAACGCCGGCGAUGAUCGUGGACGAAUUGGUGAAGCGACGAUGCUUCAGGAGGGAAAGCAGAAUUAUCUUCAUCAGCAGCGCUGAGAGUGUCAACUGCGACCCUUCAGUCACCAUCUACGCCUCGACGAAAGCAGCGAACGAAGCAAUGGUUCGCUGCUAUGCCAAUGCGUUUGGCGGGAAGAAUCCUGCGUUUGACUUCAUGGCCGGAAGCACCGCGAACAGCGUGUUCACGGGUCUCACGGACACGUCGGGACCACAGCAGUUUGGACCGAAGUUGUGGCAGGAAUUGCAAGAGUUUUGGGUCAGUAGACAGGCCAUUCCACGGCUGGCCAACCCUGAUGACGUGGCAGACGUGGUAGGAUUUUUGUGCGGCAGAGAUGGCAGAUGGGUCACAGGAAGCAAAGUCAGUGCAAAUGGAGGAAGUAUUGCAGUUUUCUAG
Molecule: messenger RNA, 849 nt
Organism: Cladophialophora bantiana CBS 173.52
Lineage: Eukaryota; Fungi; Ascomycota; Eurotiomycetes; Chaetothyriales; Herpotrichiellaceae
Exons: 1
Coding region: 1-849 (282 amino acids)
Source: RefSeq, a predicted model, not a curated record